This is a messenger RNA of Perkinsus marinus ATCC 50983, 912 nucleotides long. RefSeq lists its product as hypothetical. The transcript has a single exon. The record is from RefSeq and is a predicted model, not a curated record. The coding region runs from base 1 to 912 and encodes 303 amino acids. NCBI's taxonomy places the organism in Eukaryota, Perkinsozoa, Perkinsida, Perkinsidae.
AUGAAAGGGACCAGAAGCAACAAUCAUCCGAGAAAGAACUCCCCCCAUAAGGAGAAGACUGCAACUUCGAGUUCAGCGACUCCCCCGCCAAUUGAGGAGGAUGGGCAAGACCCUCCACAAGGGCCCCCAGUGGUACAGCAGACUUCUAUCGAGACCAACCCUUCCCCUUUGAGGCCCAAAGACUACGAGGACGCCCGUAAAGAUGCGAGGAAGGAAGCCGACCUCAUGAGCAAGUUCAGGGGAACAGAAGACCCACGUGGUCUGGACGGCUUCCUCUCCCAGCUCAAUGUCAGGCUGAGAUUGAAUGGUUGGGUCACAGGCUUCCCACACUCCUACUAUCUCCUUGUGAACUCGUUAACUACUGAGGUGGUCGAAGAGAUCUUCGUCAGCACGGCUGAGUCCCUUCUUCAAGUUCAACGUACUCUUGAAUGGUUCGAGCAUGCCUACAAUGAUAUCCUAACUGAACUGUACGUGAACUACUAUGAUCCUUCCAUGCGAACUCUCCUCCUCGCCAAGUGGCAGCAGACCCAGCAAUCCCACACUCAGUCCUUCGAGGUGUACCUCAAGGAAUUAGAGAGGCAACGGGUACUGUUGAAGCACAACAAGCACCAUAUCUCGGAUCAAGAUCUAGUAGAGAAGCUGCUACUGACUACGACAUCGCCUUACAAGGACUGGGUAGCAGAGUGGGUUGCCGAGGAAAGAGAACCGAGAGAGAUGGUGAGAUUACUCAGAAAUCGAGCUCGAGCUACCACAGCUCAGAAUAUGUUCAAGUCCAGCACUGAGACUCUGGCUGGUAUCAAUGCCCCUGACCAGAGUCAACCAAGAACCGGUGUCCUCAAGUUGAGGACCUCAACAAUAACACCAAUGCUGCUGCUGAAUCUACACCACGUCGUGUUAACUACAAGGUCCUGA